Messenger RNA from Dibothriocephalus latus, 150 nucleotides. The record is from the annotation of a GenBank genome assembly. NCBI's taxonomy places the organism in Eukaryota, Metazoa, Platyhelminthes, Cestoda, Diphyllobothriidea, Diphyllobothriidae.
AUUCGCCAGGAGAUGCAUAGGAAGCAGGUCUACUUUAUCCUCCGGUUCCCGCGCACUGGAUUCUUCAAACUGCAGCUCUACGCUCUGCCUGCGAAGGACCGCGAACAUUCCCUGCCCAGUGUAUACAACUACCUAAUUGAGGCAAUUUAG